Thamnophis elegans (Western terrestrial garter snake) is the source of this 1204-nucleotide messenger RNA. RefSeq names its product ISL LIM homeobox 1 (gene ISL1). Gene Ontology annotation, biological process: axonogenesis; neuron fate specification; positive regulation of transcription by RNA polymerase II. The record is from RefSeq and is a predicted model, not a curated record. The transcript has 5 exons. Lineage: Eukaryota; Metazoa; Chordata; Lepidosauria; Squamata; Natricidae. Gene Ontology annotation, molecular function: DNA-binding transcription factor activity, RNA polymerase II-specific; cis-regulatory region sequence-specific DNA binding. Gene Ontology annotation, cellular component: nucleus. Bases 15 to 1064 code for a protein of 349 amino acids.
GCGCUUCGCCAAUUAUGAUGUCUCUUCUCCUCCUUUGCCUUUCAGAAAAGCGGCUGAUUUCCUUGUGCGUCGGUUGCGGCAAUCAAAUCCACGACCAGUAUAUUCUGCGGGUUUCCCCGGAUUUGGAAUGGCACGCGGCGUGUUUGAAGUGCGCGGAGUGUAACCAGUACUUGGACGAGACUUGUACGUGCUUUGUAAGAGAUGGGAAAACCUACUGUAAGCGAGACUAUAUCAGGUUAUACGGCAUCAAGUGCGCCAAAUGCAACAUUGGGUUCAGCAAGAACGACUUCGUGAUGCGCGCCCGCUCCAAAGUCUACCACAUCGAGUGCUUUCGCUGCGUGGCCUGCAGCCGCCAGCUGAUUCCCGGGGACGAGUUCGCGCUGCGGGAGGACGGCCUCUUUUGCCGAGCGGACCACGACGUGGUGGAAAGAGCCAGCCUCGGCGCCGGAGACCCCCUCAGCCCCUUGCACCCCGCCAGGCCGCUCCAGAUGGCAGAACCUAUCUCUGCCAGGCAGCCGGCUCUCCGGCCCCACGUCCAUAAGCAGCCGGAAAAGACGACCCGUGUCCGGACUGUCCUUAACGAAAAGCAGCUCCACACUUUGAGGACCUGUUACGCCGCCAAUCCCCGGCCGGACGCCCUCAUGAAGGAACAGCUGGUGGAAAUGACCGGUCUCAGCCCCAGAGUGAUCCGAGUCUGGUUUCAAAAUAAGCGUUGCAAGGAUAAGAAACGGAGCAUCAUGAUGAAGCAGCUGCAGCAGCAGCAGCCCAACGACAAGACGAACAUCCAGGGGAUGACGGGCACCCCCAUGGUGGCAGCCAGUCCAGAGAGACAUGACGGUGGCUUGCAGGUGAAUCCGGUGGAGGUGCAGAGUUACCAGCCGCCCUGGAAAGUCCUCAGCGAUUUCGCCUUGCAGAGUGACAUAGAUCAACCGGCUUUUCAACAACUCGUUAAUUUUUCAGAAGGAGGCCCAGGUUCCAAUUCCACUGGAAGUGAGGUAGCAUCAAUGUCCUCCCAACUCCCGGAUACACCUAACAGCAUGGUAGCCAGUCCAAUUGAGGCAUGAGGAACUUCCUUUCGCUGUUGUGGGCCUUGAAACCUUUCGCCCCCUGCUGGAGAGAGUGGGAAAGCUGUCACGUUUGGGGACUCGACAAAAAUGUAGAAAAAGGAAGGAAGGAAGGAAAAACAAAAAGUAUUUAAGACAAC